Messenger RNA from Penaeus vannamei (Pacific white shrimp), 3681 nucleotides. The record is from RefSeq and is a predicted model, not a curated record. NCBI's taxonomy places the organism in Eukaryota, Metazoa, Arthropoda, Malacostraca, Decapoda, Penaeidae.
AUGACAAUCGGCACAUGGAAUGUGCGUACCCUACUUGACCUAACAGACAAUGAAAGGCCCCAUCGACGAACUGCCAUCAUUGCACACGAAUUGAAGAGAUAUGGAAUUGACAUCGCAGCACUAAGUGAGACCCGUCUCUCUGAAGAGGGUUCACUUACAGAAGUAGGGGAAGGCUACACCUUCUUCUGGAAAGGCCUACCAGAAGGAGUACAACGUAAUUAUGGUGUAGCCUUUGCUGUCAAAACAUCAAUGCUGUCAUCAAUUCCACAGAGCCCGAUAGGAGUAAGUGAACGCCUUAUGAGUUGGCGUAUACCAUUAACAAAUAGCCGGUACGCAACUCUGAUUAGUGCUUAUGCUCCCACACUGGAUGCAGAAGAAGAAUCAAAAGAUCGGUUCUACUCACAGCUUCACACCUUAUUUCAAUCAAUUCCCCAUGAUGACAAAAUCAUACUCCUAGGUGAUUUUAAUGCAAGAGUUGGUCGUAAUCACCAGCUUUGGCAGGGGAUCAUGGGACGACAUGGGGUUGGAAAAUGCAAUGAUAAUGGACUACGCCUGCUGACCUUCUGUUCCCAGCAUAGUCUAGUUAUCACUAAUACUUGCUUCCAACUCCGUGAUAUGUUCAAGACAACUUGGAUGCACCCAAGAUCAAAAACAUGGCAUAUCCUAGACUAUGCUAUUGUUAGGCGCAAAGACCUGCGUGAUGUUGUGAUUACCAGAGCCAUGAGAGGGGCUGAUGGAUGGACUGACCAUCGCCUUGUCCGAACUACCAUGAAGCUCUGUAUACGUCCUCCUGCACGGCGCCAACCACCGCUUUCCAGGUUAAAUCUCAACUCCCUAAACGACCCAGUUAAAAGAAGCUCUUUUCAAGAAAUUGUAGGAACACGUCUAUCAGAUCCCAAUCAACCUGUCUUUCCUCCAACACAAGAAGGUCUGAACCAGAAUUGGGACCAUGUGAGCAACAUACUUCUCGACUCGGCAACAUCUAUCCUCGGCACCACCAAGAGGAAGCAUAGAGACUGGUUCGACGAGCAAGCACCAGAUAUUCACAACCUACUAGAAGAAAAAAACAAAGCUCACCAAGCAGCUAUUAACAACCCAAAUGCUACAACAAGCGCAACCUUUGCAGAAGCUAGGUCCAAAGUUCAGCAUAUGACAAGAUCAAUGCAAAAUGAGUGGUGGUUAAAAUUAGCAGGGGAAAUUCAAGGAUUUGCUGAUAUAGGGAACAGCAAGAAAUUCUAUAGUGCCAUAAAAAAGAGCAUAUGGCCCACAGAGAACUGCAACUUGCCCGUUAGAAGUGCAGACGGGUCCAAACUCAUCACUGAUAAAAAAGAAAUACUGGACCGCUGGGCCGAGCACUACCAACACCUUCUAAACAGAAAAUUGGAUAACAUGCCCACACGCCAAGAAGUGCAUAUGGCAAUAAUCAGCCUAAAAAACAACAAGGCUGCUGGUCCUGAUGGCAUACCUGCUGAAAUCCUGAAGCAUGGAGGAAAUGCCAUCCUAGACUCUCUGCAUGACAUCUUCCAGAAAGUCUGGGCCUCCAGUUGCUGUCCACAAAAAUGGAAAGAUGCAGACAUCGUGAGCAUCUUCAAAAAGAAAGGAGACAGGGCUGUGUGCGGAAAUAGCAGAGGCAUCUCCCUUCUUGCGACCUCGGGUAAGGUGCUUACCAGGAUACUCCUCUCCAGGCUUCUUGCCCAUAUCACUGAGGGAGUCCUGCCGGAAUCGCAGAGUGGCUUCAGAAAAGAACGAAGCACUGUAGACAUGGUGUUUAUUGCUAGGCAACUCCAGGAAAAGGCCAUUGAACAACAGCAAGAUCUCUACAUGGUCUUCGUUGACCUAGCCAAAGCAUUCGACACUGUCAACAGAACUCUGCUCUGGGAAAUACUAAGAAAAUUUGGCUGCCCCCCCACUUUCCUGGCAGUACUUAAAUCAUUCCAUGAUGGUUCAAAGGCUAGAGUGACAAGUGGUGGCUCUAAGUCAGAUCCUUUCUUUGUGGGUACUGGCGUAAAACAGGGAUGUGUCAUUGCGCCCAUCAUAUUCAAUCUUUUUGUGGCAGCAGUCAUGACAAUUGCCAAGCAGAACAUAAAUCCUGCAGACGGUGUUCAAAUAUCUUACCGGCUAGAUGGCAACCUGUUUAACCUACGGCGAUUACAAGCCAAAACACUUGUCACUGUGGAAGCAAUUCACGAACUGCAGUAUGCAGAUGACACAGCCUUCGUCAGCUCUUCCCCGGAUGGGCUCCAACGUACAAUUAAUGCUGUAGCUGAAGCAUACUCGCGCUCAGGUUUAGCCAUCAACACUGGUAAAACUGAAGUCCUCAAUAUGUGUCAACCUCCUAUCCCUGCACUCCUUAUCAACCAACAACCUCUAAAAAAUGUAGAAGAGUUCACCUACUUGGGAUCUGUAUUAAGUAACACAAAUGAUCUCUCAAGUGAAGUGCAACGGCGCAUUGGUCUGGCUUCGGCAUCUUUUGCUGUAUGCCUAUCCAUACUCCUGUACGGAAGUGAGUCAUGGGUGUUGUAUAGACGUCACCUAAACAAACUAGAGGCAUUCCAUACCUCCAGCCUUCAACGUAUACUGGUGUCAAGUGGUGGCACAAAGUCCCACAUACUGAAAUUCGCAACAGGGCAUGCAUUGAUCCAAUUGAGACCAUCCUAUCGCAACGCCAACUGCGAUGGCUGGGUCACACCAUCCGAAUGCCUGCAAACAGACUCCCCCGCAAAAUCCUCUAUAGUGAACUUGCUGAAGGAAGCCGAAGGGCCGGAGGACCAAAAAAAACGAUUCAAAGAUCAUAUGAAAACAACUCUCAAAAAAUGUGCCUUCAAUCCUUCAAAUUUGGAAGUCCUGGCCUCCAACAGAAAAGGUUGGCAAACCAUGUGCCGUACAGGAAGUGAGCGGCUCACCACCGACUUCAAUAGGGCUGCAGAACAGCGACGCCUUCGUCGCCAUGCUCCGCAAAAUGCAGGAGACGUAUCAGAGACCAUCUACGGAGGCAUCAGAGAUUGGAGCAAUCUCGAUUCACUCCUGUUAAUCUUCUCUGACACAUAUCAAAUGCCUUCUCGCAAUCAAAUUGCAUCAUAUCUUAGUUCAGAACCUCUAUCAAUAUUUACCAAAAAUCUGCAGUUUUACAGAUGUCAAAUAGAAGCACCACAUAAUUCUAAAAUAGGAUCACAUACACACUGUGUCUUUAAAAUGCCAGUUUCCCCUGAUACACCAGGAAACUCAGAAAUAAAGAAAUUAACUUUUCUUUUAAAUCUUGACGCAGCGACCAUGAACCAGCAUCAAACAGUGAACCAAAAAUCCUUCGGCCGCGCAGUGGAUCCUCGCCUCAACCUGGCUCCGCGGCUCCCGUACCCGUGGCUCCCCUUGAGCCUCCCAGCCUUCAUGGCGUCUCAACUCUUUACGAAGGCGGUGCCUUAUUUCUUUCGCUACUACCGAAGAUGUCCCUCAGUUACAGAACACAAGGUCCAGCUUUUUAAUUUCCGUAAAUAUAUGUCCGACAAUCAUCAUCUACUGUACCGCACAAUGGAAGGAGCUACUCGUUAUAGGAGCAGAGCCAACACCAAUAAAGGAUGUGAUAUAGUAAAGAAAAGAACUGAAACAUUUGAAUAUUUCUAUUUCCGCGCGAGGACCUUCCCUUCACCAGCUGAUCAGACACAAGGCCAGAUCCUAUUAGCGUGA